ACUGAAUCUCCCUUCCCAGGCAGUAGUGAGAUAGAGGGAAGCUAUCUGAAGAUGGUUCUGCUAGAGAAGCUGUGGGACGACGUCGUUGCAGGGCCUCAGCCAGAUCAAGGCCUAGGCAGGCUCAGGAAGGUCAUCGCCACUCAGCCCUUAACCGUCAAAGAGGAAGGAGAAGGAAGCAAGACUCAAAGGUCGUUGUCGAUGCCGGCGACGCCAACCACACCGACGACUCCGACGACGCCACUGUCGGCGCGUAAGGUGGACAACGUCUGGAGGAGCGUGUUCAAUCCUGGGAGUAAUUUGGCCACCAAGACGAUCGGUGCUCAGAAGUUUGACAAACCUCUGCCUAACUCUCCCACUGUCUAUGACUGGCUCUACAGCGGUGAAACCAGAAGCAAGCACCGCUGAGGAGAUGGCGUGUUACCAUCACUGUGGGUUGUAUGUAAAUAGCAUCCUUUGAUAUUGAGUAUAUGCCAUGUGUCACUAUACAGCUACGUGCUCUAACCGGAUUGGUCUGUUAGCUGAUGACGAUUGAGCAUAUAUGGUUGUCUUUAUUCGUAAGUGACGUGAAUGUAAUGUUUAGUUGAGACUCGGAGAGUACGUUUUUGUUGUCUCUAGUUUGUUUGGUGUUUUUUUUUUUUUUAAUUCUGGGUGGGCUGAAUGGUGGGGUUUGCUUUUGUUGGUCAGAAGACAAUAUAGAAAUAUCUAAUUAUCAAAAGAAAUCGGUUUUUGUUUACUA
Molecule: messenger RNA, 736 nt
Organism: Prosopis cineraria
Lineage: Eukaryota; Viridiplantae; Streptophyta; Magnoliopsida; Fabales; Fabaceae
Product: dormancy-associated protein 1
Exons: 3
Coding region: 52-405 (117 amino acids)
Source: RefSeq, a predicted model, not a curated record